This is a messenger RNA of Cucurbitaria berberidis CBS 394.84, 1181 nucleotides long. Its product is annotated as cytochrome b5. The record is from RefSeq and is a predicted model, not a curated record. The transcript is spliced from 3 exons. Bases 296 to 697 code for a protein of 133 amino acids. Gene Ontology annotation, molecular function: heme binding. Gene Ontology annotation, biological process: sterol biosynthetic process. NCBI's taxonomy places the organism in Eukaryota, Fungi, Ascomycota, Dothideomycetes, Pleosporales, Cucurbitariaceae. Gene Ontology annotation, cellular component: endoplasmic reticulum membrane; intracellular membrane-bounded organelle.
GGGAAUGGCUCGGUGAGGCAGGAGAAAAUUGGCCAAUCGGCGUGCUGCAAUUUGUUAACUUCCACAACCGUAUACCGCCUGGCAGCAGUCUGGGGCCAACCCGAGGGCCAAUCCCGCUACGACGGCCAUUUCUUAUCCACCGCUAUCUUCUGACCACCUCACCUCAGCGAGUCACUCGUCUACGUGUUCCGCGCCUUCCAGUCAGCGCCGCUUCGUUCCCCUCUCUUACCGGUUCUGCUCGCAGAAGGUUCCACCGCCUCACCGACGAAAUUCAAUUCUCCAACCCAAUUCCACAAUGGCCGACCAGGAAUUCACCUACUCUGACGUCUCAGAGCACAACACCAAGAAGGACCUGUACAUUGUUGUUCACGACAAGGUCUACAAUGCAUCGAGCUUCGUAGACGAGCAUCCAGGUGGUGAGGAAGUCCUCCUCGACGUCGGCGGCCAAGACUCGACAGAAGCCUUUGAGGAUGUCGGCCACUCAGACGAAGCCCGCGAGAUUCUCGACGGUAUGCUCGUCGGAACGUUGAAGCGACAGGAAGGCGACCCGAAGCCCAAGAGCUACUCGCAAUCCGGCUCGACAGCCACUGCGACCGACGGAGCCUCCACAGGGGUCGGCCUCUACGCUGUCAUUCUUCUCGGCGGCGCCCUCGCAUUCGCCGCCUAUACCUACUUGAACAAGCAGACCACAGAGUAAACGAAGCAUGUCGAAAUCCUCUUCUGGCGUUUUGGAGCGAGAGAUACAGGACAGCUGUGCAUGCCACGGAGCCCAGGCAAGCAUGUUAGAAGCAUGGAAGAUCAGUCGGUAUCUGGAGAAGGAGACGUAUAUGUGCAUUGCCAGCAGAUAGCGGACCAUUUAUGUCAGGCGUAGGGUUCUCCUUUGACGCCAGGGCUUUGUAAUAGACCCGCUUCCACAUUCACAGCGCACCAUCGAUAGUCAUAUCAUACGAGAUGAGAUGCAAUAUAAUAUGAUUAUUCUUUUAAUUCACACAGGAGCAAGUAAUGAAUUUGUCACCCCGACUGUCAAUUGUUAAACAAUAUUCUAGAUGAGUUACAUGGCCCUUUUUAUUUUAGAAACAUCAAGACCUACUAACCUUGCGAACGGAGAGAAAAACAAAUCUAAUAUAUAUUCCACAUACUCUCUCGUCUCAUACAAAGUAAGUCUUUCCUCGCCGUAUUAC